Messenger RNA from Dermatophagoides pteronyssinus (European house dust mite), 1788 nucleotides. RefSeq names its product sodium/potassium/calcium exchanger 5-like. Gene Ontology annotation, cellular component: plasma membrane. The record is from RefSeq and is a predicted model, not a curated record. Lineage: Eukaryota; Metazoa; Arthropoda; Arachnida; Sarcoptiformes; Pyroglyphidae. Gene Ontology annotation, molecular function: calcium, potassium:sodium antiporter activity; calcium channel activity. Gene Ontology annotation, biological process: intracellular calcium ion homeostasis; calcium ion transmembrane transport.
GUUCACGUAGUCUUGGAAAUUUUUGUUUGUUUUUAUUGUCAAUGUUAUUUUCGAUGAUGUUACUUUGCUAUUUCGAAACCAAAUUUUCAUUUAAAUCCAAUCGAUCAAAGACUUUCAUUAUAUUUGCCUUCAUUUUUUUACAUUGACUUAAUGACCAUCAUUUUUGAAAAUAAAAUAAUGAAUCAAUUGUUGAAUUUGGUUUUUCUACUAUCUUCAUUGGUCAUUUCAACUAAUUGUAACCUGAAUAAUAAUACAACUUCAUCGGUGAUAGCUACAACAGUUAAAACAACAUCAGAAAUUAUAUCUGUCGAUGAGCUUGUUGAUCAGAUUAUUAAAAAUCAAAGUAAUAUUACUGUUAUAACUAAUCAUAAUGUAAAAAAUUCUACUAUUGAAGAUGAUCGUGAUGGAAAUCCUGAUCUAAUCAAUGUUCUAAGUUUUCUACCACCGGAUUUUAUGAACGCUCAAUUUCGUCGAAAUGGUGGCUACAUUGUACAUAUUUUAGUAUUCUGUUAUCUAUGUUUUGUUUUAACAUUGGUCAUUGAUUCAUAUUUUGUGCCAUCAUUACAAAUGUUCAACAUUAUUUAUGGAUUAUCACUAAAUAUUAUCGGCUCAACAUUGAUGGUGUUUGGAACAUCAUUACCGGAAUUGUUUGCAUCAAUAAUUUCUGCGUUUAUUGGUGGAAAAUCAAUCGGUACCGCUACAAUUGUCGUAUCAAGUCUAUUCAAUUUAUUGGCUAUUCCGGGCAUCUGUGGCCUGAUAGUAUUGACCCCUCGAACGUUUUCAUUUAUAUGUAUAAAUGCAUGGCCAGUACGACGAGAAAUUAUUUUUUAUUCAAUUACAAUUGUUAUAUUCAUUCUGAGCAUCAAAGAUGAUUCGAUCGAUUGUAUAGAAUCACUGAUAUUCAUUUUUAUCUACACCGUAUAUAUGCUAUGCCUUUAUCUUUGGUCACAUUUUGAGAUAAUUCAGCAACAACAAAAUAGGCGGAAAUUUUUUCACUCCAAAGAUCGACCUUGGCUUAAAUAUACACACUAUCUACAACAAUCGAAAAUCAAUAUGAAACCAGCAAUGAAAAAAUUUACGAUUUCCAAUCCUCGACAGCCGUCCACAAGUGCCGACCAAGAAAACAAUGGUGAAAGUAGCUCAAAAAUUUAUCGCGGAACUUUUCCACGGGAUAAAUUUUUAAAAUCAGCUUUGAUACCAUUUCGAUGGCUAUUUUCAAUAACGAUUCCUCCAGCUAACCGACGAACAUUUAUCGCAACAUAUAUCCUGUCAAGCGUUUGGAUUGUGGCCAUAACCUAUUUUCUUAUGUGGAUGAUUUCGAUCAUAAGCAAAGCUAUACAUUUCACACAUUCAAGUUCAGUGUUAAACAUGUUAGCACUUGGUAAUAUAACAAAAAUGAUAUCUUCAAUUAUUGUCAUCAAACGAUUAAACUCAGUCGAUAUGGCCAUAUGUCAUGUAAUUGGUUCGAAUAUUUUCAAUAUUCUUAUUUGUCUUGGUUUACCAUGGUUUCUCAAGAUUUUAAUAUUAACCGUAAAAGAAGGUACAACAUUGGAAAAAUUACAAGCCUUUACAAUCGAUGUUGAUUAUCGAUUAUUCGAAUAUGUUGCAAUAUCGUUAACAAUAUUAUUACUAAUAUUCAUAUUAAUAUUCUACUUAAGUAAUUGGAAAUUAUCAAUCAGAUCUAGCUAUUCAUUCACAAUAUUAUACAUUUUUUUCCUUGUAUGUUUACUCAUAUUUGAUCAAUAUAUUUCGAUUGUUUAAACGUAUUGAUUUUUAAUUUACAAUUUA